Messenger RNA from Paracoccidioides lutzii Pb01, 2571 nucleotides. RefSeq names its product ATP-dependent RNA helicase dbp6. The record is from RefSeq and is a predicted model, not a curated record. Gene Ontology annotation, molecular function: RNA helicase activity; ATP binding; nucleic acid binding. The transcript has a single exon. Gene Ontology annotation, cellular component: nucleus. The coding region runs from base 1 to 2571 and encodes 856 amino acids.
AUGACAGCUUCGUUCUAUUCCCGUUAUGUUCCACCCAGGAAUAGUUUUUCAUCAAAAUCUGAUAUUUUUGUCACUCCACCCGCAUCGGCAAAACGCAAGGGAAAUCUAGCACUGACCAGCGAUGCUUCAAUCCCGGUUGCCGACCCGUCCAAGAAGGCAAAGAAUCAGGAACAGAACAAGAAAUCGGAUAAUUUUUCCUUGGUCGAACCGUUUCAACGGCCCCAGGAUAAGCCGCAUGAGGCAGGUUCGGACCCCUGCUCGAAAGCUAAAUGUCAUAUUUCUCCGUCCGCAAGGGAGAAGAAGCAGGAUCGGAUACGGACCACAUACAAUUCGCCAGAAGGGCGGAAACAGAGCAAGGAUACGGAAAAGGACACCUGUGGAAAUUCAGGAUAUCAACAAAAAGUUUCGGCAUUUACAGAUUCAAUAGGCGGUGCACGGAAUCAAUGUGUACAGCUAAAUGGAGGAUGCGGAAUGGAAUUACCAACAAAGGGCAGUAAAAAAAGGAAAUUGGAACAGGAUGAUGAUGCGGAAGAUAAACAGGAAUCAAAAAAGCAUGCUAGGAUUAUGUCGAAGUUUGAAACGGCCAAGUUCAAAUCCCGGUCUGCGGUUUCUGAGAAAGGAGCAUCAAACCCUGCGAAUAGCCAUAACAACAGGGAGGAGGAAAUUGUCCCACAUGGACUUGAACCUCUCCCACAACCGGCCCAAGCUCCUGUUGAUAAUGAAACUCCGACAUACAGUACCCUCCCCGCUUGGCUUACUGAACCUUUCGAUGCCCCUGUCUCAGUACAGCAAAACUUCUCAGACCUAGGUGUAAACCCAAGGCUUGUUUCAAUUCUUGAGAAACGCGGAUAUAUCCGGGCUUUCCCGAUCCAGGCUGCAGUCUUUGAAUUGCUUUCUAAGGGAGAAAAUCGACAUCCAGGGGACCUUUGCAUCUCGGCCGCUACAGGCUCUGGCAAAACUCUUGCAUACGCCCUCCCAAUGGUGGAGGGUAUCGAACAAUCUGCCAUACCUAAAUUAAGGGGACUGGUCAUUGUACCUACGAGGGAACUAGUUAAGCAGGCUCGUGAUGCUUGUGAGCUCUGUGCAACCGGAACUGGCCUCCGCAUCGGAACUGCCGUUGGUACGACCUCGUUGAAGGAGGAACAAGCUUUGUUGAUCAAGCGCGACCAACUUUAUUCUCCCUUCGCCAGUCAAACGUUAUCUGUACAGUCGAUGUCUUCCGAGGAUUGGGCUGCGUUCAACGUUCAGGAGUACAUAGCUGAAGCUAAUGUCUCUCAUACAGCCCUUCCCAAUCACGUUACAACUUCAUCGCCUUGUAUUGAUAUCUUGAUAUGCACACCAGGCCGGCUUGUUGACCAUAUACGAUGUACUCAGGGUUUCACAUUAGAACAUCUGGAAUGGCUAGUGGUUGAUGAGGCUGACCGACUACUAAAUGAAAGUUUCCAAGAAUGGACUGAGGUUGUUUUCCCCGCACUAGAAAUGGAAAGAAUCGUUUCCAACAGCAAAAGUGGAUUUUUUCUAAAUCAAUUAGGAUGCCGAAUCCAUAGGCGCCAGCUCCAGAAAAUCAUCCUUAGUGCCACGGUGACAAGAGAUAUCCCCAAACUUAAUUCUUUACGGUUGCGAAAUCCAAAGCUUGUUGUUCCUGAGUCACAUGAAAUCAACGAUACUCCAUUCGCCUCUCAAGAGCAGAGUGGAGUUGCUGCUAUGGCUCCAAGCGCUAAUCAUGCCUUUAGGUUACCUUCCACACUUUGCGAAAUGUUUGUUCCAGUUGGUGAUGGUGCAGCUAAGCCACUCUACCUCCUUGCUCUCUUGCUUUCCCAUUUUAAAUCCGAGAGGGAGGAUGCUGUCGCUCUUCCGGAACAACAAUCCAAUUACAGCACGUCAGACACAGGUUCCAUCGGCCCUUCUCCAAGUUUACCCGAUGACAAUAUUUUGGAUUCGUCAUCUGCCUCAGAUACAGCUUCUAGUGCCGAUACCUCAGAAGCGUCCAUGACCUUCAACAACUCCCCUGACCAUAAAGUACCGACUGUGUCUUCUGUUCUAGUGUUUACGAAAUCCUCCGAAUCAGCAUCAAGAUUGGCCCUCCUGCUGGCGCUUAUGCACCCGCCACUUGCCAAGCGUAUUGGAACCCUGACAAAAUCUAAUAAAUCAACUACGUCACGGAAAACGCUAUCUGCAUAUCGGAACGGCAAAAUUUCCAUUGUCAUCGCUACAGACUGUGCCUCUCGCGGUCUUGACCUCCCCUCGCUUACACACGUCGUGAACUACGAUGUCCCUGCAAGUCUAACAUCAUAUAUCCACCGCGUGGGACGGACGGCUCGCGCGGGGAACUCUGGGUCAGCAUGGACGUUCGUUGCGCACAGGGAAGGACGUUGGUUUUCCAACGAGAUCAUGAAGUGCCCUGAAACCACAGUUGCAAGGGCAGGAAGUGUCGAGAAGGUAACGAUCAAUCUCACCGAGCAAUGGGCCGAUUUCAUAAAGAAGUAUUCAGAGGCUCUGGGAGAACUACAGGCGGAGGUCGAGGAAGGUCAUGUCAAGCAAAUAAAACCUAAGAAGGUCGAGGCUCGCUAG